AACUCUGCUUUGUUGGGGCCCUUCACCGCCCCGGGUAACUGAAGGGUGGCCCGGAGCCGCCGGCCGAGGUCGGGCGGCACUCUCCGUGAAGAGCCGCCUUCCUCGCCGGGCUCCGAGCGCCCGGGCCCCCGAGCAGCAUGGUUGUCGAGUCCCCGGGCGUAGGGCCUCCGUGCUCCCCCUGAAGGACCCGGUCCUGCCCGCAUGCACUCAGCGCGGAGCCGCAGGGAGGAGUAGCUGGGGCUAUUUAAACCGUGCCUGUUUCUCAGCUGUUUGCUGGCGUGUGGAGACUGACACCCGAGGUCCCCCAGGUACGGCGCGUUUCCGACGUUGAUCCAGGCCAAUGUGCAAUACCAACAUGUCUGUGUCUACUGAUGGUGCUGUAAGCACCUCACAGAUUCCAGCUUCGGAACAAGAGACUCUGGUUAGACCAAAGCCAUUGCUUUUGAAGUUACUAAAGUCUGUUGGUGCCCAAAAAGAUACUUAUACUAUGAAAGAGAUUAUAUUUUAUCUUGGCCAGUAUAUUAUGACUAAAAGAUUAUAUGAUGAGAAGCAGCAACAUAUUGUGUACUGUUCAAAUGAUCUUCUAGGAGAUUUGUUUGGUGUGCCAAGCUUCUCUGUGAAAGAGCACAGGAAAAUAUAUACAAUGAUCUACAGAAAUUUGGUGGUAGUAAAUCAGCAAGAACCGUCAGACUCUGCCACAUCUAUGCAUGAGAACAGGUGUCAUCUUGAAGGUGGAAGUGAUCUAAAGGACUCUAUGCCAGAGCCACAGGAAGAGAAGCCUUCAUCUUCAGAUUCAGUUUCUAGACCAUCUACCUCAUCUAGAAGAAGAGCAAUUAGUGAGACAGAAGAAAACUCAGAUGAAUUACCCGGUGAACGACAAAGAAAGCGCCACAGAUCUCUUUCCUUUGAUGAAAGCCUGGCUUUGUGUGUGUUAAGGGAGAUAUGCUGUGAAAGAAGCAGUAGCAGUGAGUCAACAGAGACUCCCUCAAAUCAGGAUCUCGACGAUGGUAUAAGUGAACAUUCUGGUGAUUGGUUGGAUCAAGAAUCAGUUUCUGAUCAAUUUAGUGUAGAAUUUGAAGUUGAAUCUCUUGAUUCAGAAGAUUAUAGUCUUAGUGAAGAAGGACAAGAACUCUCAGAUGAAGAUGAUGAGGUAUAUCGAGUCACAGUGUAUCAGGCAGGGGAAAGUGAUGCAGAUUCAUUUGAGGAAGAUCCUGAAAUUUCCUUAGCUGACUAUUGGAAGUGUACUUCCUGCAAGGAAAUGAAUCCUCCUCUCCCAUCACACUGCAACAGAUGUUGGGCCCUUCGUGAAAACUGGCUUCCAGAAGAUAAAGGGAAAGAUAAAGGGGAAAUCUCUGAAAAAGUCAAACUAGAAAGCUCAGCUCAUACAGAUGAGGGCUUGGAUGUGCCUGAUGGUAAAAAACCUACAGUGAAUGAUUCUAAAGAGUCCUGUGUUGAGGAAAAUGAUAAAGUCACAGAAAGCUCGCAGUCACAAGAAAGUGAGGACUUUUCUCAGCCAUCCACUUCCGGUAGUACUAUUUAUAGCAGCCAAGAAGAGGUCAAAGAGUUUGAGAAGGAUGAAGCCCAAGACAAAGAAGAAAGUAUGGAAUCUAGUGUUCCCCUUAAUGCCAUUGAACCGUGUGUGAUUUGCCAAGGUCGACCUAAAAAUGGUUGCAUUGUUCAUGGCAAAACGGGACAUCUUAUGUCAUGCUUCACAUGUGCAAAGAAACUAAAGAAAAGGAAUAAGCCCUGCCCAGUGUGCAGACAACCAAUUCAAAUGAUUGUGCUAACUUAUUUCAACUAGCUGACCUGUCCAUAAACAUAAAAUUAUAUAUUUCUAACUGUAUAACCCUAAAAAUUAGAUGUGUUUUAUUUUUAUUUACGUAAGUUAAAGCAGACAAGUGUCUUAGUCCAUGUAAAUUUCUUUGUGGUAUAAUUUACUCUCCUUGGGAGUAAGAAUAGUGAAUAUUAACUUUUAGAAAAAUUUCACUUCUUUUUAUAUUUUAUAUUUGGGUUUUUAAUGUAAUUUGCAUUGGCUAUAUAGCUCAUUUUCAUCCUCACUUGUGUUUUAAAUAAUCUCUACUUCGAAGGACUAUUGGAAGUGUACUUCCUGCCCUUCAACCACAAUUCCACAGUUAUUGGGCCCUUCAUGAGAACUGGCCACAUGAAAAGUAUCAGAUUUCCUUUUUUCUUUUUUAAAUACAAGAACAUUUAACUUAUUUAGUACCUUUCAUGUAAGGAGCUAAGGAAUACAUGAAGGAUUGAAUAUUUAAAUUAUUGACAUUCUGAAAUGUCCUACUUUCUCUGUUCUUUAGAAAUUGUAAGUUAUGAGCUAGCAAGACAGCUCAGGUGGUAAAGGCGCUUGCUGCAAAAGCCUGGACCUGAGUUCAAUUCCUGGAGCCCAAGUAAAGGUAGAAGGAGAGAACCAACUCAACAAAUGUGUCCUCUGAUCUCCACACAUGUUCUACCACAUGUGCACCCAUGCACAUACAAUCGGGUACACAUACAGUUUUUAAAGUGCUUUCAUAGCACCAGGUACA
This is a messenger RNA of Nannospalax galili (Upper Galilee mountains blind mole rat), 2537 nucleotides long. RefSeq names its product MDM2 proto-oncogene (gene Mdm2). NCBI's taxonomy places the organism in Eukaryota, Metazoa, Chordata, Mammalia, Rodentia, Spalacidae. Gene Ontology annotation, cellular component: nucleus. Gene Ontology annotation, biological process: regulation of cell cycle; negative regulation of apoptotic process. Gene Ontology annotation, molecular function: ubiquitin protein ligase activity; identical protein binding. The coding region runs from base 341 to 1801 and encodes 486 amino acids. The transcript is spliced from 12 exons. The record is from RefSeq and is a predicted model, not a curated record.